Molecule: messenger RNA, 534 nt
Organism: Pistacia vera
Lineage: Eukaryota; Viridiplantae; Streptophyta; Magnoliopsida; Sapindales; Anacardiaceae
Exons: 1
Coding region: 1-534 (177 amino acids)
Source: RefSeq, a predicted model, not a curated record
AUGCUGAGAAGUAGUAAGGAGUUGAAGGAAGCAAGCAAAGAAGGAGAAACAAGGGAAAAACUUGAAGAUGAAAAAGAUGGCAGAACCAAGUGUACCGUGAUACAGUGUUGCGGCACAGGGGCAGAAAUUGACAAAAAUGCCCAUGCUACGAUGAAGGAUGACACGACUCUCCCGUAUCCUCAUAGAGUGCAGAAACAGAGAUUAGACAAGCAAUUUGGUAAGUUCAUGGACAUGUUUAGAACUUUACACAUUAACAUUCAUUUUGUAGACAUGUUAGAGCAAAUACCGAAGUACGCGAAGUUCGUAAAUGAGAUUCUCACCAAGAAGAGAAGGCUUCAAGAACAUGAGACGGUGAAGUUCACCAAGGAAUGUAGCGCGUUGCUUCAAAAGAAACUACCACUGAAAUCAAGAGAUCUAGGGAGUUUUAGUAUUCCUUGCACAAUUGGUAGUUUCUAUUUUGAUAAAGCUUUAUGUGCUUUACGAGCUAGCAUUAAAUUGAUGCCAUUUUCCAUUUUCCAUUUUCAGGAAGCUUAG